This is a messenger RNA of Triticum dicoccoides, 3771 nucleotides long. RefSeq names its product mitogen-activated protein kinase kinase kinase YODA-like. The record is from RefSeq and is a predicted model, not a curated record. Gene Ontology annotation, molecular function: MAP kinase kinase kinase activity; ATP binding. Gene Ontology annotation, cellular component: cytoplasm. The coding region runs from base 480 to 3149 and encodes 889 amino acids. Gene Ontology annotation, biological process: MAPK cascade; protein phosphorylation. Lineage: Eukaryota; Viridiplantae; Streptophyta; Magnoliopsida; Poales; Poaceae. The transcript is spliced from 13 exons.
CUCCUAGAAGAAAGAAGCAUCGUCCAUCUCUUUCCCUUACCUUUGUUCCCUCUUCCUCCCUCCUCCUGCCGACCUGACCCGACCUACCAACCCGCCUCCCCCACCGCGGCAGCUCGGAAUCUCCCCUCGCCGUCCGCCCGCCCCACGGCUGCCGCCGCGCCGUGCGUCGCCGCCGCUGCCUCCGCCAAGCACCCCCGGCCGGGCCCCUCACGGCGCGUCGCCGCCGUCCCCCCCUUUCGCUCGUCGGGGCGUCGCGUUCCUGCUGCCUCCGCCCCGUCCGCGGUCCCCGGCCGCCGGUUUCCGAGAUAUCGUUCCAUUGUCGGUCCAUCGUGAAAGUCCAGGGUGUUGCAUGCCAUAACGAGAAAAGCCCGUGCUUACGCUCUCAUCUGACUGGCAGAAUAUGGUAAUCGAUCAGUUUUGGUAACAUUGUGGUGAGUGCGCUGCUGGUUAGAUAUACCACAGAUCCUUCUAUAUUCGAUAUGCCAUCAUGGUGGGGGAAGUCUUCCUCCAAAGAUGCAAAGAAAACCACCAAAGAGAACCUCAUGGAUACAUUUCAUCGGUUUAUAAGUCCAAAUGAGCAAAAAGGAAGCACAAAAUCAAAACGGAGGUAUAGACGUGGCGAUGAUACAGCUGUUGAAAAGGUCUGCCAGUCUACCACAGUAUCGCGCGCAACUUCACCCUCAAAAGAAGUUUCUCGCUGUCAAAGCUUUUCAGCUGAUAGGCUACAUUCCCAACCACUUCCUGUUCCUGGAUCACGUCCUGCAGUCACACGCACUGCUUCUGAUGUCACUGAAUCAAGGCCCAUAUUAGAAAAACGUGGCAAACCACCACUGCUUCUGCCACUUCCUAAACCUAACAGGCCUCAGAGAAGGUCAGAAAUAGUGAUUGCUUCCCUCUCUAGCAACUGCUCUGUUGAUAGUGAUGACCAUGGAGAUUCUCAGCUUCCGAGCCCUGUUGGAAAUGAUGCUGAAAACACAACAAAUACUACUUCCAAGAGCAAGUCAAGUAAUGUGCGCAAAGAGCGUCCUGGUGCUAUCACCACCAAGAAUACCAAGGAGACGGCAAAGACAGCUAAUCAAUUCCUCAGUAACCAUACAUUGUCCACAUCGCCGAGAGGUAUUGCAGCUGAUAAUCACCAACCUAAUCCACAAAAUCCUCGGCCGGUAGUCUUGGAGAGUGCUCCGAAUAGUUUGAUGUCAAGUCCAUCUAGAAGUCCGAGAAGAAUAUGUCCGGAUCAUAUUCCAACUUCAGCCUUUUGGGCAGUGAAGCCUCAUACAGAUGUUACUUUCCUUGGCUCUGGUCAGUGCUCCAGUCCAGGUUCAGGGCAAACAUCUGGGCACAACUCCGUGGGUGGUGAUAUGCUAGCCCAGCUUUUCUGGCAGCCCAGCAGAGGUAGUCCAGAGUGUUCACCGAUUCCUAGCCCAAGAAUGACAAGUCCUGGCCCUAGUUCCAGGGUGCACAGUGGAAGUGUUUCUCCGUUGCAUCCGAGGUCUGGAGGGAUGGCACCUGAAUCUCCGACAGGUCGGAAUGAUGGUGGGAAGAAGAAGCAAACCCACAGAUUGCCUCUUCCACCACUGAGCAUCUCUAAUAAUUCAUUUUUUCCAAACAAGUCCACGCCAGCUAGUCCUAUUUCAGUGCCUCGUAGUCCUGGUCGACCAGAGAAUCCACCGAGUCCUGGAUCACGAUGGAAGAAGGGGAAGCUGAUUGGUCGUGGGACAUUUGGCCAUGUAUAUGUCGGCUUUAACAGUGAUAGCGGUGAAAUGUGUGCUAUGAAAGAGGUGACCCUAUUCUCGGAUGAUCCUAAAUCAAAGGAAAGUGCAAAGCAGUUGGGGCAGGAAAUAUCGCUCUUGAGCCGCUUACAACACCCAAAUAUCGUACGAUACUAUGGCACAGAAACGGUUGAUGACAAACUGUAUAUAUAUUUGGAGUUUGUGUCUGGUGGAUCUAUCCAUAAACUUCUACAAGAGUAUGGACAGCUUGGUGAACCAGCAAUACGCAGCUACACUCAGCAGAUACUCUCAGGCUUAGCUUAUUUGCAUGCGAAGAAUACAGUCCAUAGGGAUAUCAAAGGUGCAAACAUACUAGUAGAUCCUAGCGGUCGUGUUAAGCUUGCAGACUUUGGAAUGGCUAAACAUAUCAAUGGGCAGCAAUGUCCUUUCUCAUUUAAGGGUAGCCCAUAUUGGAUGGCUCCAGAGGUUAUAAAGAGUUCGAAUGGUGGUUGCAAUCUUGCGGUUGACAUAUGGAGUUUAGGAUGCACUGUCCUGGAGAUGGCUACCGCAAAACCCCCAUGGAGCCAGUACGAAGGGAUUGCUGCAAUGUUCAAGAUUGGAAAUAGCAAGGAACUUCCACCAAUACCAGAUCACCUAUCAGAGCAGUGCAAGGACUUCAUCAGGAAGUGUCUGCAACGUGAUCCUUCUCAACGGCCGACAGCAAUGGAGCUUUUGCAACACCCGUUCAUACAAUAUAAAGUCCGACUUGAGAAAUCCGUUAUGUCUGAUCCUUUGGACCAUUUGCCCGUGAUAUCUUGUAGACCGAAUUCUAAGGUGGCUGGACAUACAACAAAUAUUUCGUCAUUGGGAUUGGAGGGUCAGACAAUUUACCAGAGAAGGGGUGCAAAAUAUUCUUCGAAGCAUAGCGAUAUCCAUAUACGGAGCAAUAUAUCAUGUCCAGUUUCUCCAUGUGGAAGUCCUCUGCUAAGGUCAAGGUCUCCCCAACAUACAAAUGGCCGAAUGUCACCCUCUCCAAUUUCAAGCCCCAGAACCCUUUCAGGCACCUCUACUCCCCUGUCUGGUGGUAAUGGUGCUAUUCCCUUUAAUCAUUCGAAGCAACCAACCUACAGCAAUGAAGGAUUUGCAAUCGCAUCAAGAGGCCCAGAUGAUCACUUCCCCAACCGGCCUACAGAUCGUAACCUUGGGCAAUUUGGUCGAGUGCAUCAAGUCUCACAGGUGAGUCAGGAGAGGAUAGUAACUGAAGCUAACAUUCUGAGCCCUCAAUUUGGAAAGAGGCUUGGAAACGUUUUUGAUCUGCGAGAUAGACUGUCGCCUUCUGAACAUUUCAGUCGUCCUACCUUGGUGGAUCAUGUGAAGCCAAAUCCUUCACUAGACUUAACAACUUGUUCUCCCCACCUUGGACACAAGCGUGAUAACUAAUUAUCAAGGAUAGGCCAAGUGAUUUCUUUUGGAGCUUGGUAGGGUAACUGAGUGGUUUUCAGCUGCUUUGGCCAUUCAGUCGCUGGAAUUGUAUCAUAAUAUGACUAUGGGAAAUAUCAUUGAUUUAUUUUGAAGCCAACAACUGUAGAUGGAUGGAGUCUUUGUUGUCAUCCCCACAGAUAGACAAAGCCCAUCCAUCCAUCACUGUCAGGCGGAACAACUGGGUGUUUGCAUACUACUACUACUGGCGUGCUAACAACAUGCGUCGAAACGACAAGACUGUAUACUAGGAGACUGAAGAAGCCAGAGCAGUUGGCCACCUCCCUGCCUCUACAUGUUAAUUGCCUUUCUUGGCGUCCUGAUGCCAUUUGUACAGAAGUAAUCUCAAGUAAAAGCCAACCAAUAUUUUGCACAGGAGAAACAGUUGAGCCAAAUUCUUUUUAACAGCUACCCGAGGCUGAAGCGACGGCUGCAAGUCACCAUGGAAACUCGUACAAAGAGCAUGGUCCCUAAUUAAAUUAGCUCUCCCGACAUGUAUAAUUUCUCAUUCAGAUGUACCAUGCCCGUCCAGUUGUUCAUAUUGAAUCCGUAUAUAUACAACUUGUCUGCGUUACUGCCGGUA